AUGAUCGUAAACCUUCAUACUAACUAUGACUGCAGCGUACACUUUCCUGGCGCCGUCAAUAGCAAGUUCACCACGACCUUGUCCUUCGAUCAGCCCGCGGACAAGCCUGCCAUGCCUACGUACCGGAUCCUAGACCAGGAUGGCGUCGUGGUGGACACGGACAAAGACCACAUUCUCUCGAGCAUUCCGGACGAACAGGUCCUUCAGUGGUACAAGAACAUGCUCUCGGUCAGCAUCAUGGACUUGAUCAUGUUCGAAGCGCAGCGGCAAGGGCGCCUCUCCUUCUACAUGGUAUCAGCGGGCGAGGAGGGCAUCGCCGUGGGCUCGGCCGCGGCGCUGCACCCCAAGGACGUCAUCUUCGCGCAGUACCGUGAGACGGGCGUGCUCGCCCAGCGCGGCUUCACGCUCGACGACUUCAUGAACCAGCUCUUCGCCAACCGACACGACCCGGGGCUGGGCCGCAACAUGCCGGUACACUACGGGUCGGCGGCGCUGCGCGUGCACACCAUCUCGUCGCCGCUGGCGACGCAGAUCCCGCACGCGGCGGGCGCGGCGUACGCGCUCAAGAUGCAGGCGCUGCAGAACCCCAACGAGGACCCGCGCGUGGUGGCGUGCUACUUCGGCGAGGGCGCCGCCAGCGAGGGCGACUUCCACGCCGCGCUCAACAUCGCCGCCACGCGGUCCUGCCCCGUCGUCUUCAUCUGCCGCAACAACGGCUACGCCAUCUCGACGCCCACGCUCGAGCAGUACCGCGGCGACGGCAUCGCCUCGCGCGGCCUCGGCUACGGCAUCGACACCGUCCGCGUCGACGGCAACGACAUCUUCGCCGUCUACGAGGUCACGCAGCAGGCGCGCCGCCGCGCGCUCGAGAACGGCGGCAAGCCCGUCCUCGUCGAGGCCAUGAGCUACCGCGUCUCGCACCACAGCACCAGCGACGACAGCUUCGCCUACCGCGCGCGCGUCGAGGUCGAGGACUGGAAGCGCCGCGACAAUCCCAUCACCCGGCUGCGCAAGUGGAUGGAGGGCCGCGGGCUGUGGGACGAGGAGAAGGAGAAGGCCGAGCGCAGCCGCGUCCGCAAGGACGUCCUCGCCGCCUUUGCCCGCGCCGAAAAGGAGAAGAGGCCGGCGUUGCGGAACCUGUGGGAGGGUGUGUACGAGGAGGUGACGGAGGAGUCUGAGGCGCAGAUCGAAGAGAUGAAGCGGUUGUUGGAGAAGUAUGAGAGCGAGUACGAUGUGACCGAGUUCGAAGGUGGGGUUGAGGGCCUGAACAAGAAAGAGUAA
Messenger RNA from Diplodia corticola, 1281 nucleotides. Its product is annotated as 2-oxoisovalerate dehydrogenase alpha subunit. The transcript has a single exon. NCBI's taxonomy places the organism in Eukaryota, Fungi, Ascomycota, Dothideomycetes, Botryosphaeriales, Botryosphaeriaceae. The record is from RefSeq and is a predicted model, not a curated record. Gene Ontology annotation, molecular function: oxidoreductase activity, acting on the aldehyde or oxo group of donors, disulfide as acceptor. The coding region runs from base 1 to 1281 and encodes 426 amino acids. Gene Ontology annotation, biological process: branched-chain amino acid catabolic process.